AAGCUGCCCUGCGUCUGACGUCAGUGCGCAAGAGAGAGAGGAGGCGAUGAGAGGAAGCUGCAAUAAACACACAGGGCGUCUGCGCCUAUCUAAGUAGGACAAUAAAGUGAAAACGGCAUCAAUGCUCUAACAAUGGAUUUAUCAGAUAUGCUUCUUCUUAAAGUUUUCCUCUUCGUGUACUUACUAAACUACACCCAAGGACACUACAGAAAUCCCUUAAACAAAUACAUCCGUCACUAUGAAGGCCUGUCCUACGACACAGAGCUUGUGCACAGCAAGCAUCAGAGGGCCAAGAGGGCACUCUCUCAUGAAGACAAGUUCCUCCAUUUAGAUUUUCAUGCCCAUGGAAGGCAUUUUAAUUUAAGAAUGAAGAGGGAUACCACCUUGUUUGCCCAAGAUUUAAAGCUAGAAGUUUCAGGAGAAGAGAUUCCAUAUGAUACCUCUCAUAUCUACACUGGAGAAAUCUAUGGUGAGAAAGGUACCCUGACUCAUGGCUCCAUUGUGGAUGGUAAGUUUGAAGGCUUCAUUCAGAGCUACCAUGGCACAUACUAUGUGGAGCCUGCUGAGAGAUACCUGGAGGGCAAAGAUGUGCCCUUCCACUCCGUCAUCUACCACGAGGACGAUAUACACUAUCCGCACAAGUAUGGCCCAGAGGGAGGCUGUGCUGAUAGCUCAGUGUUUGAGAGGAUGAAGAAGUACCAAGCCUCUGCUGUUGAGGAACCACCCAAGGAGCUCCACACUGAGGCAGGCUCCAAUGACCCUGUGCUGCUGAGGAAGAAGAGAAUGGCUCAGGCUGAGAAGAACACCUGCCAGCUUUUCAUUCAGACCGACCACCUCUUCUACAAGUACUACAAGACCAGAGAGGCUGUAAUUGCUCAGAUCUCCAGUCAUGUCAAGGCCAUUGAUGCCAUCUAUCAGGGCACAGACUUCAUGGGCAUUCGCAACAUCAGCUUCAUGGUGAAAAGGAUCAGGAUAAACACCACCAAUGAUGAGAGGGACAGGUCCAACCCGUUCCGCUUUGCCAACAUUGGUGUGGAGAAGUUCCUGGAGCUUAACUCUGAGCAGAACCAUGACGACUACUGCUUGGCUUAUGUUUUCACCGACAGAGACUUUGAUGAUGGAGUGUUGGGUUUGGCCUGGGUGGGGGCCCCCUCAGGGAGCUCCGGAGGCAUCUGUGAAAAAAGCAAGCUGUACUCAGACGGAAAAAAGAAGUCUCUCAACACUGGUAUAAUCACAGUACAGAACUAUGCCUCCCACGUACCUCCAAAAGUCUCCCAUAUCACUUUUGCACAUGAAGUAGGACACAACUUUGGCUCCCCGCAUGACUCUGGAUCUGAGUGCACCCCAGGAGAAUCCAAGAGCCAAGACAAGAAGGAGAAGGGCAAUUAUAUCAUGUAUGCAAGAGCUACAUCGGGAGACAAGCUCAACAACAAUAAGUUCUCCAUCUGUAGUGUUCGUAACAUCAGUCAGGUGCUGGAAAAAAAGAGGAGCAACUGCUUUGUUGAGUCUGGCCAGCCCAUCUGUGGUAACGGCCUGGUGGAGCCCGGAGAGGAGUGUGACUGUGGCUACAGCGAUCAGUGCAGGGACCAGUGUUGCUAUGAUGCCAAUCAGCCUGACAACAAGAAGUGCAAAUUAAAGCCCAACAGAGUCUGCAGUCCCAGCCAGGGUCCUUGUUGUACUGCCGAGUGCACUCAUAAGGGUCGCAAUGACAAGUGCAGAGAGGAGUCAGAGUGUGCUCACCAGGGCAUGUGUAACGGAGUCAGUGCCCAAUGCCCCACAUCUGAGCCCAAGGCCAACUUCACCGCCUGCCACGGAGAGACUCAAGUCUGCCUCAACGGGGGCUGCUCUGGCUCCAUCUGUGAGAAGUAUGGGCUUGAGGCGUGCACCUGUGCCAGCCAAGAUGGCAAGGAUGAGACUGAGCUUUGCCACGUAUGCUGCAUGGAGAAGAUGAAUCCCAACACAUGCAGCAGCACCGGAUCAGAGCGCCUGGCUCGUUUCUUCAAUAAGAAGGUGACCACGCUGCCUGCCGGCUCGCCUUGCAACGACUUCAAGGGCUACUGUGACGUGUUCAUGAAGUGCCGUCUGGUUGAUGCAGACGGACCCCUUGCCAGGCUAAAGAAGGCUAUCUUCAACCCAGAGCUCUAUGAGAACAUUGCAGAGUGGAUUGUGGCCCAUUGGUGGGCAGUGUUGUUGAUGGGUAUCGCCCUCAUCAUGCUCAUGGCUGGCUUCAUUAAGAUCUGUAGUGUGCACACACCGAGCAGUAACCCCAAACUCCCCCCUCCUAAACCACUUCCAGGUACUUUGAAGAGGCGGCGAGCACAGCAGCAUGCUAGUUCCCAGGUGCAGCACCAGUCUCAGCACCCGCACUCCCACCAGCACGGCGGCCACGGAGGGCACGGCGGCCAUGGAGGACACGGGGGCCAGCGGCAAGCCCAGAGGCAGCCUCAGCGGCAGGCGCAGCCCCAGAGGCACCACCGUCAGCCCAGAGAGAACUAUCAGAUGGGCCAGAUGAGACGCUGAGACCCCCGCACCUCGUCCCCCCACCUUCCCCCCAAUGCCUUGGCUCCUCCUUGUGCCUACAGUGGGAAACAAAAGCGUCACUCCAUCCAAAGAAAAGCCUGACAUGGUUGUUAGUCACCAUCAUAUCCUCCAUCUACAGACAAAAACAGACACGUGGAAAAGAGAAAAACACUAUCUAGCAACUUAAUUGGCUCUUUGUGGAGUGGACUCGACCAUCAGCCAUUUCCAAUGCAGUGCGAUCUAGCAUCUUUUUCCACCUUUUUUUUUUUUUUUCUUUUUCUUUUUUUCUUUCUUCUUUUUUUUUUUUUUUUUUUUUUGAAGGAGUGCCAAGGAGUUAAGGAAUCAUCUGUAGCUUUAGUACAUUCUGUGAUGUGUUUUUUUUGUUCUAUUGCAAUGUCUUCUUGAGUGACACACCCGUGGCUGCUGGUGAAUUGUUCCGUGCUUUUCUUUUCGCCAUUCAAGCCAGAAAUGAGAGACACUCAGAGGGGAUUUUGCGGCACUUUUGUGAUUUACACAUGUCAUAAUGGCAAAAGACACAGGCUCCGGUCUCUCGUGCAGACAGUCCUUUCUGCAUGUGACUGUACAUAUUUAGUGUAUCAUAAGUGAAAACAAACUAUUUCUUCUACUGUAAAUGUGUAAUUCUUCACUUUUUUUCUUUUAUUUUUUGGUUAGUGCUCUCAGGACUCUUAACACAUAAAUGAAGGAAUGAUGGUCGUGAGGAGUUCCUUGGACGUUGCGGUUGAGGAUUCGAGGCCAUUGAGUUCUCUUCGUCAGUCGUCCAGUCAGGUGGAUCUCUUUCACUUUUAGACUGCUAGGUUUCAAAUUUGAACAAGGUCACCAUAUCCCACAUUUUAGGCCUUCUUUGUUCAAGGUCCCUUUUUCUUCAUUUUUUUUUUUUUAUUGUCUCGCUAACAUCAUGUUUUUCUCAUGUUGCGUAACAAGCUAGAUGAGGUACAGAGUCAUGGGAACAGAAAGGGAAGAUCACCUAGUUUGGUACACCUUUUAAUUGUCUUUACUGAUUUGUUUUUGAUAAUGAAGAACGAAUAACCACUAACUGAAGCUUAUGAUGAUUCUACCUGUUCAGAUAUGAAAACAAGGGAAAGUGAAGGAUGCUGUGGCUUAGUUUAGAAAUGAGAGUGUAUCAUGUUACAGAGUUAGUUUACAUGAGUGUGGAAAUAAAUUUAAAAAUGACUCCGGUGUGGAUGUACAAAAAAAAUAUGUAAGAUUAAAUCAUUCUAUUAUUCUUCAAGAUAGCGAAUCUUAAGGACUUUUCAAUGUGGGCAUGCAGACACAUUUAUUAAAUGUGACUAUUAAUUGACCAAGGUCUGUAAUAUUUGUAUGUCACUCAACACUAUUUACUUUGACAGCUAUUAAUGUUAGUCUUAAAACAAGUGGAAGGAGCGGUGUAACGCGACAGUAUUGUCAACACUAUUCACUAACACGUUCUUCAGUGUGUUCACUAGUUUCACAGGAGACAAGCGGCUGUUCGUUUUGUUUUCUGCAAUUUCUCCUCUGGUCAGAUCACAUCAUGGACUGAAUCCCCUUAAGAGCUCAUGAGUGCAGGCCUCAGUGUGAGUUUACAUCAGCGUGCCAUAAACCUUUAUAAAGCUGAUCUUUGUGCACAGGUUUAAUAAAACACAGGAAGCACCUGUAGAAGGUUUCUGGAGCCACUUUAGAUGGAAGAAAUGAAGGACAUGAGAUUGUUUUUGUGGGGAUUGUUUCACCUCAGGUGUUUUUUUUUUCCCCUCACACUGCAGCAAAGCAUGAGGGACGUUUUGAAAAAUGACAUCACUAAACGAGAGGAUUUGAUAAAUCUGGUCAUGAUGUAUUAUGCAAAAUCCCAUGAUUUAUUUAUGAUGCAAACAUUUUACCCACCAAAAGAGUUCAGCAGGGGGGAACGAUUUGCACAGACAAAUAAAGUGCAGGAUUUUGCAUUAUAUAUUCAGCAAAGGAUGUUUUUUUUCUGCUCUGACUUUCUUUUAUCGUGGCAUUGUUUUUAAAUGCAUGCAAUACUAGUCUCAACUAAUAUCUAACAACACUGUCCUGAUGGUCGUAAUAAUCACACCUGUGCUCUGGAGGGGACAUUAAAAAGAAAUGUGUCUCACGGUCAACAAUUUACUUCACAUGGCAGAUGAAUUGGGCAGGUCAGCAGUUGCUACAACUUCUCGUGUCUGUACAAAAAUGGAGCUCUUUUUAAAUUUCAUCGUCUAGGCCCCUGAUCACACCUGUUGGGCCUGAAGAAUUUACAUGUAAACUUGUACAGUACUUCGAAAAUUUGCAUUUCAUUUGAAAAUGAAAAUUACAUUUUGAUACAUCUGUUUCAUUUUUUGUAUUCUAAUUCCAGAGUAAGUUGUUCAAAGAUGUUCAUAUGUGACAAACUUUCCUCUCCUCUAAGUUAUUUAUGUUCUUAUAUGUGCUAGUUGAACUGGAGUUUGCUUAUGAUACUUUUCUCCACCAUCAUCAAUGGUAAAAACAAGUUCAGUGUGAUGGAGUUAAUGUUACAUUCUCAUUUUUGUCUUCGUUAUCCUGUGGCAUGGUUUGGGUAGAAGAGCAGAAGAAUAAUGCCUGUAAAAUUUACUUUCUUUUUAAUUUCGUAGUCUUGGUAAAGUUUUUAGAUAAACGUGCACUGAAAAUGUCCAAAUUGAGUUGAAAUGUUGUAGGUGAUGUAGGCCGAAAGAACACAAGAUUAAAAAGUAAUACUACUGUCUGAUUUUAAUGUUCACUGUGUUUUAUACAGUAUCGGAAAUUUUUGUUCACUUUGAACAUUUUUACUAAAAAAAAAAAAUUUCAAAUUGUAUUGUGCAAAGAGAUGUAAUUUUUGGAGUACUUGAAAUGCAUUAAUUAAAAGACUCGUUCAAAAUAAAAUAGACCCCUGUUUACUGUC
Molecule: messenger RNA, 5404 nt
Organism: Lates calcarifer (barramundi perch)
Lineage: Eukaryota; Metazoa; Chordata; Actinopteri; Centropomidae
Product: disintegrin and metalloproteinase domain-containing protein 10
Exons: 16
Coding region: 133-2520 (795 amino acids)
Biological process (GO): Notch signaling pathway; membrane protein ectodomain proteolysis
Cellular component (GO): synaptic membrane; plasma membrane
Molecular function (GO): metalloendopeptidase activity involved in amyloid precursor protein catabolic process
Source: RefSeq, a predicted model, not a curated record